AUGGCUGAUCCUUUUCUAUAUAAUACUGGAGAGAGAUCUCAAUAUGGGUGCCUUGGACAUGAAAUACAAAUUGAGCACAUCAACGCCUACAUUUGUAGACCAUCAUUUUUCACAGACAAAGCUGUGAUUGUGAUUCAUGAUAUAUUUGGAUGGCUGUUCCCUGACAUUAGAUACAUAGUCGAUUUGAUUGCAGGUCAUGGAUACAUAACCAUCUGUCCAGACUUCUUCAAGGGGACAGACCCCUGGAAAACUACUGAUCACUGGGCUGACUUUGCUGACUGGAUGAAACAUCAUGAUCCUAUGAAAGUAGACAAGGAAGCUGGUGUUGUCUUGAAGUAUCUAAAGGAACAAUGCGGUGUUGGGUUUUCCUGGGGUGGAAUGGCAGUACACCACUUGAUGCUGAAAAAUCCUCAAUUAGCCGCUGGGGUGUCCCUCUAUGGAAUAAUUAGGGACUCUGAAGAAAGAUACAAUUUACUAAAUCCCACAUUUUUCAUUUUUGGUGAGAAAGACCACACUAUUUCUUUUGAUCAGAUCACCUUAUUGGAUGAGAAGUUGAAACAGUACUGUAAAGUUGCAUAUAAAAUUAAAGUUUAUCCAGGACAAGUUCAUGGGUUUGCACAAUUGAAGCCAGAAGAUAUGAAACCUGAUGAUAAACCUUACAUUGAAGAAGCUAGAAAGGAUAUGAUUGAGUGGAUCAAAAUGUUUAUUUGA
Merops nubicus (carmine bee-eater) is the source of this 711-nucleotide messenger RNA. Its product is annotated as carboxymethylenebutenolidase homolog. The coding region runs from base 1 to 711 and encodes 236 amino acids. Gene Ontology annotation, molecular function: hydrolase activity. The transcript is spliced from 5 exons. The record is from RefSeq and is a predicted model, not a curated record. NCBI's taxonomy places the organism in Eukaryota, Metazoa, Chordata, Aves, Coraciiformes, Meropidae.